AUGGCACCCAAAAAAGACAAGCAAAAAGAAUCAGCCAACCAACCUAAGCCAUCUCAGUCGCUCCGAAUCCUUCCCCCAUCCAUGAGUCAAAAUAAGCCAGAAACACCCAAACAGUUGGUCCCUUUUCCUGGUUACACCCCAAUCUCAGUUGCCACACCAAUAUCAGUUGCUAAUAAAUUCUCUGCUUUAGGUUCCACAGUUGGCCAAAUUCGCCCCAGUUAUCAGUCAACCCUAAUCUCCAGUUAUGAUCCUUUUUCAGUUGAUCCCUCAGUUGGUCCCUCAGUUGCCUUCAAGAAGACAUCUCCCUAUAUGCCCAAAAGUAACUCUCACAUGUUUGUUGUUGAGCCUGUCUAUGAUAUUCAUUCUGACCCAGUUGACAUAGCCAAACACUAUUUUCCUCCAGGAUUUCAUUAUAUGCCGCCCAGUCCAUACAAGUCUCUCAAGUAUUAUAGAGAUAUAUUACUUGAAACCCAGUCAGUUGAAAUUAAGCCAAUAAAGGAUCGAGAUCACCCUGAGAUCAUCCUUUAUCAUUCCCUCUAUAUUCACAAAGUCCUAAGUCAAGAAUCUUUCAGUAGCCACCCUUAUGAGUUGAAACCCCUUCAGUCAAAAUUGCAAUAUAAUUACUCUGAUUAUAUUGAAGCCUGGGAUCCUAUUCCGCAUCCAGCAUCCCCCACUGGUUCAACCCGAUCUUCUAUUUCAGUUGAAGGAAAAUCGAAGUCUGAACUCCAAGAAAUUGCCCGCCAGUUAAUAAUUCAAGCCUCUCAAAUGGAUGAUGAUGAAGACAAUGAUUCUCUUUCGUCGUCUAGUUGCCAGCCCAUGCAGAGCCCUGCUAAGCCUAAGUCUUGGUAUAAAGAUAGUCAAGACCCCUAUGAUGCCUAUGACCUGAACUCUGAUUAG
This is a messenger RNA of Prunus armeniaca (apricot), 897 nucleotides long. The record is from the annotation of a GenBank genome assembly. NCBI's taxonomy places the organism in Eukaryota, Viridiplantae, Streptophyta, Magnoliopsida, Rosales, Rosaceae.